This is a messenger RNA of Talaromyces atroroseus, 1164 nucleotides long. RefSeq lists its product as hypothetical. Gene Ontology annotation, cellular component: NatA complex. The coding region runs from base 1 to 1164 and encodes 387 amino acids. Gene Ontology annotation, biological process: mitotic sister chromatid cohesion. Lineage: Eukaryota; Fungi; Ascomycota; Eurotiomycetes; Eurotiales; Trichocomaceae. The transcript has a single exon. The record is from RefSeq and is a predicted model, not a curated record.
AUGGCAUACCAGGUGUUCGCAAAAGCGCAGGCGCAACAGCGAACCACAACUGCCGCUGCCACUUCUCCGCCCCUUUCCCCUCCAUCCCUGCAGAGUUCCCUGAUUAAACCACCACUUCACCCUCCACCACUCGUACUCCCGCAGUCAACGGUGUCUUCUUCACCGGGAAAGCCGCCCACGAUUGGCGAUCCGAACUUUGAGCCUGUACCAUUUCCAGAGCCCUCGGGCUCAUACCGAAGCCCUCAUCCACACAUCACCAUCGACCCAGUCCGCACUGCCCAUAUUCCUUCUUUAAGCCGCGUCACCGGUCUCUUGCUUCCGAUACGCUAUCCUAGUUCAUUUUAUACAGCAUGCAUUACAGAUCCGGUUAUUGCUUCGUUAUCAAGGGUCGCGGUGUAUCAUGACCAUCCCGUGGCUAGCGGUCCCUCUGCGGAAUCUACAUUUGGAGGACACCAGCCAACGGCGAAGGGAGGAUUAGGCGGCACAGACAAAGUAAUUGGAGGAAUUAGAUGUCGGUUGGAAAGGCUGUUUCCAGACUUCGCUGGAAUUAUUCAGGCAGAUGGCAGCAAGCCACCAACAAAUUUAUACAUUCAAACCCUCCACCUCUUGUCGCCGCAUCGUGGGAACGGAGUCGCGGCCUCACUGCUCAAUUCUUUGUUAUUCUCAAAUCCGCCUUUGCAACCAUCUGACUCGUCCUAUCGCGUAUCUAGGCUUGUGAAGCACUACAAUAUUCGAACCGUCACAGCCCAUGUUCAUGAGACGAACGAAGAAGGGUUGAAAUGGUAUAUCGCCCGAGGGUUUCAUGUUGAGGAUGGUAUUGUCAAUGGUUACUAUAGACGUCUUAAUCCCGGAGGAGCGAGGAUUGUGAGGCUAGAUCUUCAUUGGGAAGAGGAGGAAGAGAAGCAAUCGGAGCCGCACCGUCAUCACGAAGACGGAGUCGAAGUCGAAGCUAGACCGGGCGGAGAAGAAUAUAAGGAGGAUGAAGACGAGGACGACGAUGAGGACGACGAUUGGGAGAAACUAGAAGCAGAAGAAGACGACGAUCACGGCGUUGUGCAUCUCACAGAUAGUCGGAUCCUUGACAGCGGAGAUGAUUCCCCAUCAACGACGGCUAGUUCUGGUAAACGCAAACGAGAUAUGGAAGAAAUUUCGCAAGAUAAAUAA